Messenger RNA from Rosa chinensis, 878 nucleotides. RefSeq lists its product as uncharacterized. Gene Ontology annotation, biological process: protein desumoylation. The record is from RefSeq and is a predicted model, not a curated record. Bases 38 to 481 code for a protein of 147 amino acids. The transcript has 4 exons. NCBI's taxonomy places the organism in Eukaryota, Viridiplantae, Streptophyta, Magnoliopsida, Rosales, Rosaceae. Gene Ontology annotation, cellular component: nucleus. Gene Ontology annotation, molecular function: deSUMOylase activity.
UUUUCUUUUGUGUAGACACCUCUGGUCAUUGUUGAAAAUGAAGGAAGAGGAUCACUUGUAUGCAUUUGUGGAUCCUGGCCGCAUCUCUAAUGAAGCUGGAAAGGUUGAGGCAAGAUCAUGUGCGCUAUCACUAAGAUUAGAGUCUGCCCAAUUAGAUCAGUUAAUUCUUGCUCCUUAUAAUACAGGGAAUCAUUGGUUGUUGGCUGCCAUUAACCCGUUUACUGCAUUGGUGUAUUAUUUCGACCCAUUGGGUAAUACUAACAUCAAUCCAGGAAUGAAGAAUAUCGUAGAGCUUGCCAUUAAAAUGUUUAAUGCUCAAAAGGGAAGAAAGAAUCGUAAAAAAGUUCAUUGGGAGGUGGUUAAGUGUCCCAGACAACCUGGAUCGGUGGAGUGUGGAUAUUAUGUCAUGAAAUACAUGAAAGAAAUUAUUGGAACUCCAAGCAGCUCAAUUUUAAAUAUGGUUAGUAAUAAGGUGAAUUAGCUCAGUUUGUUACUGGUUGCAUGUUUUGAUUAGUUGUAGCCCGAUCAUUUUUGUGUACUAGUUGUUUGGAUCAGUUUUAGCUCAAUUCUAAGUGUUGCUUGCAUGCUUUGAUUAAUUGUACCUCAAUUUUGGUCCAACUGGUUGUUUUGAGAUAGUUGUACCUCAUGCUUGUGUACUGCUUACAUGUUAUGAUUAAUUGUGAUUGCUUACUAGCAAGUUGAUUCUUAAUGUGGUCAUAAACUUUUUAUUGUAAUAUUCAUUAUAUAAUAAUGUAAUAAAUAUAUCUAUUGAUCGAUCAUUUCAGUUUGAGGGAAAAGAGACAUACACUCAAGAGGAGAUUGAUGUAGUUCGAGUAGAGUGGGCAGAGCAGGUUGAUGGAUAUAUCCAAGAUGAAGUA